Messenger RNA from Pelobates fuscus (common spadefoot toad), 3242 nucleotides. It is a transcript of the gene KCND2, whose product is annotated as potassium voltage-gated channel subfamily D member 2. The record is from RefSeq and is a predicted model, not a curated record. Bases 11 to 1909 code for a protein of 632 amino acids. Gene Ontology annotation, cellular component: voltage-gated potassium channel complex; dendritic spine; postsynaptic membrane. Gene Ontology annotation, molecular function: voltage-gated monoatomic ion channel activity involved in regulation of postsynaptic membrane potential; A-type (transient outward) potassium channel activity; protein binding. Gene Ontology annotation, biological process: potassium ion transmembrane transport; protein homooligomerization. NCBI's taxonomy places the organism in Eukaryota, Metazoa, Chordata, Amphibia, Anura, Pelobatidae. The transcript is spliced from 6 exons.
UGCUGUAAGCAUGGCAGCUGGGGUAGCAGCAUGGCUGCCCUUUGCCCGGGCAGCUGCUGUAGGCUGGAUGCCAGUAGCUACAGGUUCCAUGCCCUCUCCUCCUGCUGGAGAGAGAAAGAGGUCCCAGGACACCCUGAUUGUGCUAAACGUGAGUGGCACACGCUUUCAAACAUGGCGAAACACGCUAGAGCGUUACCCCGACACUUUACUGGGCAGUACAGAACGUGAUUUCUUCUUUAAUCAGGAUAUUGGGGAAUAUUUCUUUGACAGGGACCCAGACAUUUUUCGGCACAUUCUGAACUUUUACCGUACAGGCAAACUACAUUACCCACGGCAUGAGUGCAUUGCGGCAUAUGACGAGGAGCUUUCUUUUUUUGGUAUCCUUCCUGAGAUUGUUGGAGACUGUUGCUAUGAGGAAUACAAAGACCGCCGCAGGGAGAAUAUGGAGAGAAUAAUGGAUGAUGCUGAGAGUGAUAGCCAAACAGAAGGCCUGUUGCCCCCAAUGUCUGUGCGAGAAAAGAUUUGGCGAGCUUUUGAGAACCCUCACACAAGCACAUUAGCCUUGGUCUUUUACUAUGUCACCGGUUUCUUUAUCGCUGUGUCUGUUCUCGCCAAUGUAGUGGAGACAGUACCAUGUGGCACAAGUCCAGGUACCAUGCGCGAGUUACCCUGUGGUGAGCGUUAUACAAUGGCCUUCUUCUGCUUGGAUACAGCAUGUGUGAUAAUCUUCACAGUGGAGUAUGUGCUGCGCUUAAUAGCAGCACCAAGUCGAUAUCGUUUCGUGCGAAGUGUAAUGAGUAUCAUCGAUGUGGUGGCCAUAAUGCCAUAUUAUAUUGCCCUAGUGAUGACAAACAAUGAGGACGUAAGUGGGGCUUUUGUCACAUUGCGAGUGUUCCGUGUGUUCCGGAUUUUUAAAUUCUCCCGUCAUUCCCAGGGCCUCCGGAUCUUGGGCUACACGUUAAAGAGCUGUGCCUCGGAGCUUGGAUUUCUACUUUUCUCCCUUACCAUGGCCAUCAUCAUCUUUGCUACCGUUAUGUUUUAUGCAGAAAAGGGAUCACUCAAUAACAAAUUUACCAGUAUCCCCGCCGCAUUCUGGUACACCAUUGUUACCAUGACAACACUGGGGUAUGGUGACAUGGUUCCAAAGACGAUAGCUGGGAAGAUUUUUGGAUCGAUAUGUUCCCUGAGCGGCGUGCUGGUCAUCGCCUUGCCAGUUCCUGUUAUCGUUUCCAAUUUUAGUCGGAUUUACCAUCAGAAUCAGCGAGCAGAUAAACGCAGAGCGCAAAAGAAAUCAAGGCUUGCGAGGAUUCGGGUGGCUAAAAGCGGAAGCGCUAAUGCUUAUCUACAGAGCAAACGCAGCGGUUUAUUAAAUGAAAUUCUACAGGGUUCCGGCGAGGAGGAAAAGGCACUUGUUAGCAAAUGUGGCUCCACGUUCGCAACCCAACACUAUCACCUGCUUCAUUGUCUAGAAAAAACCACGAAUCAUGAGUUUGUGGACGAACAAGCAUACCAAGACGGCUGUAUGGGAGUGUCUACAAUAAACAAACCAAAAAACCACAGUCCAUCGUUGUCAUCACAACAGAACGUUAGCCAUUUCUGCUGUUCUCGAAGGAAUAAAAAAAAUGGAAGAAUCCCAAAUGCUAACGUAACCCAAUGCAGCCACCAUGAAAGCCUUCAGGAACUGAGUGCUAUACAGAUCCAGUGUAUGGAAAGAGCCCCACUGUCCAACAGUAGAUCCAGUCUAAAUGCCAAAGUGGAAGAUAAUUUUAAACUAAACUGUGAGCAGCCUUACGUCACUACAGCAAUAAUAAGCAUCCCCUCACCACCAGGAACUGCACGAGAGGAGGACGGGAGAUCGGGAACACCAGAUUACUCUCAAAGAAACAUUGUUCGAGUGUCAGCUCUAUAAAUCAACUCCAAGCAGGUUUAUAUAUAAAUACGUAUAGGUAUAAAAAAAAAGGGGGCUGUUGUAAACAGCAUAUAUACGGAGGUAACAUUGAAACCUUUCUUAUAUUUUCAAGCAGUAGUUGAUUUGCAUAUUAAAAACGAAAGCUGGGACACAGUACCAUGGGACCAUACAACAGAUCUUCCAACGCAUUUUACAGGGUUACUGUGUGACUACGUACAUGAGCACAAUGAAAGAUCUCCCACCGACAAUUUUUUUUUUUCUCAAUGCAACUUUUUUAUGGAAAUUCAAGCAAAAAAAAAACAAAAAACAAAAACAAAAAAACCUUAAAAGAAACUCUUUUACAAGCAUUUGGGAAAUAAAAGUGCUAUAGCAUAGGAAACAUUUUGAUAACAAGUUUCCCUAGAGGGAACAAUGAACAUUACACACGGUAAUGAAUAUGAAAGAACAUGCAUAGCAAGUAUAUUUGUACUUGUUUAAAUGACAGCUAUAAUGCAUGCAGAUAUUCUUUGGAGCAGAGAUCCGAGAUAAUUUAAAUGGUUCCCAUCAAGCAUUAUUUGAAAGAAAUGCCUGUCAACGCACCCACAGCAACUGGAUGAGAAAAAUGUUUACAGUAGCUAAACAAAGACAAACAAAACCAUUUUGGGAACAGAACAGUAUUUAUUAUUGUACCUCCACUGAGUUACAUUAUGUGUUGUACAUAAUACUGAUUUUUUUUUUUUAUAUUUUUUUUUUUAUGUUGUUGUUGCUGUUGUUGAGUUAUCUCAUUUCUCAAACAGCUGCAAUAAUGAAUUAUAUGUCUGCUACAUCAGGAAUCUCAAUAUUUAUUUUCGAAAACGCAACAUGCAUAGUGGAAGAAAACUAAACAAAAAAAAAAACAAAGACAAAUUGCAUUUGAUUAUACAUUUUAUGUUCUUUUAGAUUAUUUUUUUUGUGUGCGUUUAUUAGAAUGAAAAAGAAGUAUCUGAGCGAAGAUGAGAGCUAUAUUAGCUUUCUGGUAUUUUUAAAUGAAAAAAAAAAGAAAAAUUGAAACAUGACCCUCUACACGAUUUCAGAAAAUGCAUGAAAAAUUAUUGUGAUUGGUCCUGAAUGCUUGCAAAAAAAAAAAAAAAAUGUUUAUUUCGUUGUUAAUUCUUUUGUAGUGCUGGUAGUGUCAAGUUUUGUUGUCUAACAUUAAUAUACAAGCAUACUAUGUAAAAGGAAAGGGACUUCUUCCUAAAACACAAACAUUAAUUGAAAGGACUGAUUCUCAAAUUGAAAAUUUUAAUAAACAUAGCGCUUACAAACAUUAAGAUGCAGAGCAGCAAAGCAAUUUAUUGUUUUGUUAACCUUGACG